Epinephelus moara (kelp grouper) is the source of this 6483-nucleotide messenger RNA. It is a transcript of the gene clmpb, whose product is annotated as CXADR like membrane protein b. The record is from RefSeq and is a predicted model, not a curated record. NCBI's taxonomy places the organism in Eukaryota, Metazoa, Chordata, Actinopteri, Perciformes, Serranidae. The coding region runs from base 192 to 1499 and encodes 435 amino acids. The transcript is spliced from 7 exons. Gene Ontology annotation, cellular component: cytoplasmic microtubule; cell surface; membrane.
ACUGCUGAGGAGGAGACAGAGGGGACCCUGAGACAACACGUCCCACGCCAGAGCCAGACAGCCAGGGAACUUUGAUUUGACGCCAAGUAGCCUGCGAUGAAAAUGACGAUGAGGAGAAAGAGCCACGUUUCUUCUUCUCGGGAGGCUUAGAUAUGUCGGGCGUGUGCAACAUAUGAUGUCCUUGGACUCAUAUGCUCAAUGAAGAUUUAUUUAUCUCUGAUUUCGCUCCUGUGUUCGCUGAUGGUGCCGCGUCGUUGUGCCCGCACUUAGGUCAGCCGAAUGCAUGUGAAGGCAGUCUGAGCGCAUUGUUUCCAGCUCCGUGUCAUAUGGGAUUUCCAGCCGUGAUGUCUGCAAUAUUUCGCUCUUUGUUUCUGGUUCUAUUCAGCCUGCUGUCAGUGGGUGCCCAGACGGAGAUGAAGAAGGUCGUCGGGGACAAUGCCACCUUACCGUGCCACCACCAGUUCCCGUCGUCGAACUCUCUCGACAUUGAGUGGCUACUGCAGAAACCAAACUCCAAACAGAAAGUGAUCAUUACCUUCUUUGGGGGACAGGUGUACACCAAUGAGGCGACGGGCAGCGAGGCCAGCCGUCUGUCCUUCGCUGGCGAGUACCUGGGUGGAGACGCCUCCCUGCUGAUCAGUGACCUGCUGCUGACCGACUCCGGGGAAUACUACUGUAAAGUCAAGACUGGGGGGAAGUACCACUGGAGCCAGGUCAACCUCAUUGUGCUGGUCAAACCUUCCAAGCCGAGGUGUUGGAUGGAUGGCAAACUCCUGGAGGGCAGUGAUGUCAAGCUUAGCUGCAAGUCCAGCGAUGGCUCUGACCCCAUCAACUACAAGUGGGAGCGAGUGCUGGACAAAGGCAAGAGUCUGGGCAAAUUGCCAAACCUGGCACUGAUAGAUCUCAAGAACCCAGAGCUCGUGACCCUGAGGAAUCUCACCAUGGACAGCACAGGGGUCUACAGGUGCACAGCAAGCAAUGAUGUGGGAGAGGAAAACUGCACCAUUGAGGUCACAAUGCAGCAUGUGAGGGAUGUAGGUAUGGUAGCAGGUGCGGUGGUGGGGAUAUCCCUCGGCGUCCUCAUUGUCAUAUUAAUCAUCUGGCUCGUCUUCCGGAAGAAAGAGAAGAAGAAGUAUGAGGAGGAGGAGACUCCAAACGAGAUCAGGGAGGAUGCAGAGGCUCCCAAGGCCAAGCUAGUGAAGCCCAACUCCCUGUCCUCAUCCCGCUCUGGCAGCUCCCGCUCCGGCGCCUCCUCCACCCAGUCCAUGGUGCACAACAGCGCCCAGCGUGGUCACCGCCCCCGCCCACCUGCUGUAACAGCUCUCAAGGAAAAUGGACAGCCUCCAGGCUUCCCCCAGUCCCCUCCAUCCUACACUUCAGUGGUGCCCAAGACCCCCGAGCCCCCUACCACUCCCAAAUUCAACUCCAGGAACAUGUCUGGGCCCACACCCCCAACCCUCAUGGUCCCCGCCCAGACCAAGGCCUUUCAGACUGUGUAGGACUGAAAGCCAGCCACUUCCUGCAGCCAUGUGAGACUCCCAUCCCAGCCCAAGUCCCCGAGCCCCCUCCCAAAGACUAAGACUCUUCCAUAAACAAAGAAAUGCAACUAGUUAAAAGGAUGUAAUUAAAAGAAUCAAUACUAUAAGUCCAAAAGUACUUUUAAUGAAUGCAUACUUAAAAAGGGAAAAUAAGACAUGCUUGCCCCUACUGAAUUACAUAAAACAACAAAACAAAAGAAAAAACAAGACCCGAGAUGCAACGCUGUCCGUGUCUCAUGGCUGAAGGCAGAACUUGUUUUCUGAGUUCCGUCUUUUGGCUUUGGAAGCACAGGGAAGCGCCAUGUGCAGCGAGGUGGAAGGAGCCCCCUACAGUAGUAAAGCUUUUAUUUAUUUAUCAAAUCAAAGGGUUAGGCAUGCAGUGGAGAAUAAGAGGGGAAAAAGGGAGACAGUAAAAGCUGGAUGAUAUAGUAGAUCCAAACUCUGAGCCAGAUACCAAUGGAGUCAUACAGCUGUUGAGCUUUGGUUGUGGACAAAUACAAGAUGGAUACAAGCAGGGCGAAAAAACAAGGAGGAAGAAAAGUGCGAGAGUGCAAGACAGCUACUGAUUUUUUUUUCCUCUGGGAGGAGGGGAGGGGGGGGCGCGGGGUGAUUCUCUGAUUCAUGUCACCCUGCACCUCCGACUCGCUGCCUCCAGCACCUGCUCUGAAACCACAAACCCCUUUGCCUCCCAUGGGCUGGGCCGAUUGUGCCCAUCCAUGUGGACAGACACAGUGUGCGGGCGUGUGCAUCAUCUGCCUCAGUGCUCUCGGUCUUUUCGUGCUCUCAUAACGAAGCCGUGAGAAACUACAGCGGCCCAGAGACUGACUCAGCUGGCUCACAAACAGCUCAUCUGCUUUACCAAUCAGCAGGGGAAACUUCAGGUACAAGGAUGUAGCAUUGACAGCCGAGUCAAAUCAAUGGAGCAAACACCCCCCCUCCCACAUCCUGUCUACAUCCACAGACAUCCUUUUCUGGUACUGAAUAUCUUUCCUGAAUAAUUAAAUAGUAUGUAUUAGGCCUAUAGCGAGUCACUACUUUAAAUAUAGGGGAUAAGCAUCUAUUAGACCAGCUGGACUUGUUUUUCUUUUCUUUUGUUUCAGUUCUCCUGUGUUUCUUCUCUCUGAACAGGUUGUAAAGGGUGACAGACAGCUAUAUGUCCAUUCAUCCAUAUUAAGAAGUGCCACCAAUCCUUAGGAUGGGUUAUUAUUCUUGCUUUUUUUACUCUUUUGUUUACCUGCUACAUUUCUGAACUGAAACCAAAUUCUUUCACCAUGAAUGUGUGAUGUACAAAGAUGGUGGAUCCCGUUCAUUCCAGCUCCCGAUAAGGUACUGAAUCAACAUUGGAGCUGAGGCACAAAACAUUGACCUUGACGUUCAAUUUCACAAUUACUAUGUCUGAAUGAAGGGAGCGGGGAGUAUGAUUCUGGAGACUUCAAUUGUAUAGGGUGUGUAUGGUAUCAUUGUCAGUACUCUCCCUGGAUCCUUAACAAUGGAGUGGCACUCGAUUGCUGUCUCGCUGAAUCACCAGGACCUGCUUGGUUAUUGGUCGAGCCGUGCUAUCAGCCAAUUCCCCUUUUGUCGUAUUCUCAGACAGACCCAGUGCAGUUUGAUUGAAAGUAUCUGGAAAAAAAAGGGGGGCAAGUAGCCUAUCUAGUGUGCCUUUGCAAUCCCUCUUUCUUUCUUCGUCCUUAUCUUCAGCACACCAGUGGUUAAGUCUCUGUUCACAUCCAGCUUUGAGGGUCAACGGCAGCAAAAUACUGAGAGAUACAACUUCACAAAACUUGCCCUAGUAAUAACAGAUGCAGCCUAUAGAGAGCACCAAGCAGAGCGGAUUAUCCAUGGUGAGAAAGCAAUCCCAUGCCAUGGGACAAUGUACUGUACAUUCUGUAAUCAGUCUUGUUUUAUAUUGUACAUACAGAUAGAUAUACGCACAUGAUGUCAUUUAAUUUAAUAAGUAAGGGUAUGUGAGGGGAGAUAUACCCCUUACAAGAGACAAAUGGGAAACCCAAAAGUGAAUUUAAACCCUGUGUUUUUUGCACACAUGUUGUGUAAACAAGUGACGCCCCCUACUCUGAUGCCACCUGUGACAUUUUUUAUAUUUCAAAAAAUGAAACAAAUAUUACAAAGAUAUGUUUUGCAAGGUUGAAGUGUAGAAAAUAAUUAAUCUUGUACAAGGUUUUCUCACAGCUACUGGCCAGAUUCUCAUGGGAUGCUUUAUGGAUUUUAUUGAUCCCGUGAGGACAAUUUCAACAGAUUUUUGUUGACCCCGUGACCUUUCCGCAAGCACCACCACUGGGUGCACCACCUUGACCAGAAAUUGGGAAGUGAUCUUGAAAGAAACAGCCAGAUUUCCAUUAAAUCUGCUAACAGUAUUUAUAGUCAGCACAUCAUUAAUAUUUUGCUGACCUUUAAUCCGGCGCCACAAUCCAGCAAAAAUUUCCACUUGGGCACAACAUAUAUCAAAGUCAAAUUCUGUGAGACUCAGGACAAACUAAACAAUUUAACCUCCACUACUGGUUCUAAGAAGAGCAAAUUAUCAGUAUGUCUAAUGCUUUAAUAUUAUAUCUUGUAACGAAUAUUGCUUUUCUCUCUGGGCCAGUAGCAGGGCUUUAAUCUUGUUCCACUUCUCCAAACUGUCACACUGAAGUAAAAACCUGCCAAAUAAAAAGAAGUAAUCAAAUCUCAAAAGUUCUGAAAACCAACAUCUGUCUGAAAAACACAUGUGGUUUGACUUCACAUGCGGGAUUUCACGUGUGACUUCACUGUAAGGAAAGAUGAGGGGGAAAAAUGCCUUUUAUAUUCAACUAGAGACAGCAGUUCAUAUUUGAGCAGGGAAGCCACUGUGUGUAUGUGUGUGUGUGUGUCUGGGCGUGUGUGCAUGGGUGCAUGUUUGUGAAUGUGUGCGAGUGUGUCUGUGUGGGUGUGUGCAUGUUAAUUUCAGUAUAAGCCCUUGGGCCACACCCACACACUCUCAUGUUAGCCAUUCAAUGAGUGAGAGGGAUCCAGUCAGGCAAAGUAACCUCCAUCCAAAUUGAUAUGACUGCAGACUGGCAGUGUUUAUUUUAGUUUUCACUGACUUCUCUGCCUAUUGAACUUGGCUUCACGGGCAGCAGUCAUGUUUUUGCUUGUGGGGGUGGUGUCUCGAGACAAAGCACGUCCAUAAUUCAUAAUAUCGUCAGCUCUGGAGGCCACUUGUACGCUCUCUACUUGCUCUUCCUGUCUCUUAACAUAGGAUGCACUUUGCCCUGGGUGUACUGAUGGCAUCUCAAGGCACACACACACACAUUAUACAAAACAGGUCAAAGUUGUAUAUACACACACAUAAACAGGUAACCGUGGCACAUUCAGAUCUGCACGGAAACACAGGUGUGUGCUCCAUGCACAUUCAAAGUUGCACAUGCAUGCAUGCGCUCACAAACACACACACAUGUACACACAGUUUGCACAAACAAAAGCCCAAACAGCAGUCCUUGCUAUUUCUGCUCCUUCAGAAUCAAUCUGAUGGAUCGAAUGUCUGGAGGUAUUACGACUGACUGAUGGAAGCAGGAUACUAAAUGCAGCACAGAAAGAAAGGGACAUUCUGCAACGCCCAGGGUUCAUGUGCACACACACACAGCUACUGUAACACGCACACAGACAUGCACGCAAACGCACAUGCACUCGGAAAUACAAACUCUGCUAUGCAUCUUAACAAUCUGGAUAGCAUAUGCUUCGAGACUUCUUUUUUUUUUUCCAUGGGAAUCUGCGAGAGUAGCACUGGGAAUCAGGAGAGGUAUAACAGGAUUGAUUAUGAGCCAGGGCUGUAGGCUCUCGCCAUUGAAAUUCCCUCCACCGCAGAUGAAAGUAGCAGUGGAGGUGGAGGAUGGGAUGCAAGUCUUCCAGCUGUUAAAUUCCUCCAAGCUUUUUGAUUUGCUUUCCAGCAACUGCAAGUCUCAGGUGGCAGAUUCCCCAGUUUAUGAGCCCUCGCGUUGCAUCUCUCCUCUCGUGUGUGGAGCUUUGUGGCCUGACAAACUUGCGCUCUUUCCAACAAAUGAAUUUUAAGGAGCUUUUGUCAGUUCAGAUGAGAGUGGAGGAGGGACGUCUUAACACACCUCAGAGUGUCAGCAGCACAUCCAAUAUCAUUCUUUAAAAGAGUAUCCAUCAGCACUAUAUAUGUCUUAUUAUCAAACACUCAAAGGUGCAGUAAACAUGAAACCAUUAAAUGCUUAUUCUGCGUUAUAUGAUAGGAGUAUGAAUCUCAUGUAGCCACGAUGUUUUACGUUCUAUUAAGCAGUUUUAUUUCUGAUUAAAGCUGUUGAGCAGGGCACAGUGAUGCUCAGACUUUGUGGUUUGGCCUUGUAUGCCAGUAUAGGGGAAUGUGAUGUAUUGCUACUUUUGAGAGAGGAGAUGAAUGGGGCUGCCUCAAGAAGGAAAGCAAAGGUACCUGCAUGUCAUAGGAGAUUGAGCAGACGAACGGGAAUGCUUUGCUUUGAUGUAACAUAACUGUAUUCGGCUAAAAAUAGAAAGAAAAAAAAAAAAGAAAAUCUACAAUUGUAAAUAUAUUCACAGAAGAUUUUAUGAAGCUUUAUUUUUGUCUUCUUCUUUGUUUUGAAUUUAUCAUCCAUGUACUUUGCACUUUUUUUGUGUGCUGUGCUCAUCACCGGCCUGUGUGGGAUCUGUGUGGUUGGCUGUUUCUCUCGACUGCAUUGUUUCGACGUCAGGGGGAGACACGCUCAGCGCGGCAUCACUAAAGGGAAAUGUAAGACACUUUUGUUUUCUUUACUCUCAUCCGUUCUUCUGCCAUGGCUUCUCUUUGGUUUUAUAAAACAGUACGGAAUUUUUUUGUUUGUUCGUUUGAUGAAAACAAUCCAUGUAAAUAUCACAAGUAAAAAAAAAAAUGUAUAUUUUUACGACUUCUGAGUUAUUACUCUUUCAUUUGCAAAUAAAAUAUUCAAUGACAACUUAA